Linum trigynum is the source of this 3144-nucleotide messenger RNA. NCBI's taxonomy places the organism in Eukaryota, Viridiplantae, Streptophyta, Magnoliopsida, Malpighiales, Linaceae. The record is from the annotation of a GenBank genome assembly.
AGGUUGCACAAACACACAAAUCUCUGUAACGCUCUACACUAGUGCCUAGUCUAGUCGAAUUAGAGGGGCCUGCAGCUAAGGAAAUGUUGUCAUCAUCAAUGGUGGUACCUUCAUUCUCCUCUAUGUAGCCAAUUGAAAUUAAUUGUUUGAGGAUGUUAUCUUCUUGAUUGUUAUGUGAAUGAAUGCCAUGAUUUCAUCUCAUGUUUGUGUUUGUCUAUGAAUUUCGAUGCCUAUGAUUAUGCAUGGAUGCUUUCUUGUAUUCGAUGCUUAUGAUGGUCACUGAUGUUUCCAUCGAUGCUUAUGAUUCUAUAGUAUGCUACUAUAUGCAUUGUGCUUAUAAUUAUCUAGAUUGUCAAGAAAUUACAUUCUAGGGGUACCCCAGUCUUGCUACACUAGUAGAGAUGGAAUGGUCAACCAUCUAUGCUUCGAGUAUCAUGAUUGGUUGAUUGUUAGAUCAUCCAUGCUAUAGACUAUAAUUAUAGUUCGUAAAAUCCCAAAAUUAACUACAUGUUAUCCUAUCUUCCUUGUUCUUCAUUAAUUAGGUAAUGACAUGAAGCGAAAGCACGGUUUAGCUAGUUAAAUUUCUUUCGUUAGAGGUGCAUGCAGAUGUAGAGAGUGGCAUUAAAGGAAGGGAUAGGAUGUUGCAAUAGAUAAAUCAUUGGUGCAUGAUGUGAAUGAGCCAUAGUUUGUAUGAUUAUCUUCGAUUUCACUACAUUUUACAAUAACGUAUCUUUACUUUUAUGCAACUAUAAAUUGAAAAUAUCUAAGCAACUUUAUUUUUGUGUAUGUCAUAAUGGUUGGUGUGAGUAGUUGUGCAUUAGAAGACCUCGAAGAAUACGACCAUAGGACAUCCUAAGACUUUUUAACACUUGUAUGUUACUAGGCAUCAAUUUUUUGGCGCCAUUGUUGGGGAUUUCUAAUCAUAUAUAAAAGCAUCUAACCAUCUUAUGUCUAGUAUUGAGUCUUUUUUGUUUUGUAGGUCUUCGUAUGAGUCCCAUAAGUAUUAGAAGAAAGACUAAAAAACCUUAAGAUCGUGGAAGAGAUACUUCAAGAAGGAGGAGCAUAGAAUUCACCCAUCUUGAAGACAAAGGAAGGGGCAUUUAACUUAGGUGAAGAAGAGCCCUCAAGCCCCACCAAUUUCUAGCAAGCCUUGGAAGAGGAGGGCAACAUAGAUGAAGACAACUUCGAUUAGGAGUAAGAAGGAGCAUCUUCAACAUUUUCAACACCAACAAUGGCUGGAGAAGACGGAAAAAUGCAAGUGGCUAUUCCACCAACUCUUUACGAGUACUCAAGGCCAAGAGCAUCCAAAAUCACCUCAAGCACUGUUGUGCCACCAACGACCAUAGAGAUCAGAACUCAACUCAUCCAAAUGGUGCAACAAGCAUGAAAGUUUGGAAGGGGGAAUGAUGAUGAUCUGGUGCAACACUUGAAGACAUUCUUAGAGAUCGCUGAUUCCGUACCAGAAGAUGAUAUUACCAAAGAUGGAAUUCGACUACGACUUUUCUCAUUCUCACUUGGAGGAGAAGCAAAGUAGUGGCUCGACUACCAUCCACCAGGAACCUUCACCAUGUGGGAGACGCUUUCUCAAGCAUUCACUGAGGAGAAAUAUCCACCAUGGAAGACAAAAGAUUUUUGAGAUGAGAUCACUCAAUUUCAACAGAAGGAAGGAGAGACUUUCUAUGAUGCUUGGAGGAGAUUCCAAAACUGUAUCAAAGCAUUCCCCCAUCAUGGAUUCACACCAGAGAAAAUUGCAAAGUGCUCUGACAAAGGCCUUGAUCGAGACAUUAUGAUGAUGGUAAACCAGUCGGUCGAUGGAGAUUUCACAACAAUGACGGGAGUGCAAUGCCAGGAGCAUUUCACCCCACUAGCAAGGAAGUCAAAGAACUGGUCCAAGUGCCCAUCAAUGACUAAACCAUUGAAAGCUACCUAAGGAAGGAAGGAUGAUGUUUGCCACCCUCUAUGCAUACAUGAAAGAUCUUACUCAAGAAUUAAGGAAGACUUCAAUGGAUCCAAAGAAUGGACCAGUUGCAUCCUUGCUCAUUUGUGAAGCAUGCAGAGAAGAAGGUCAUAAAGGAUUCAAAUGCUAUAGCCAAGAAGGGCAGAGACUAACUUAUGUCAAUUAUAUUAAUCAAGGCUAUCAAUCGAGGUCUUAACAAGGUAUUUAUGCUCCUUAUCAAAGAUUUAACAAACCUUGAAAACCAUGUGGUCAAUGGCUUGCUCCAAGAGGGAAGAAGCCCGAUGACUACCCUAAUAUCACAUCUACCAAUGAACCAUAUGUUCAUGAAGCACAAUGGCAAAAGAAACCAAAUCCACCUAGAAUUGGAAAUCAACCUCAAUACAAGGGGCCAUGAGAAGGUUUUUCCAAUUCACAACCCACUAGAUUCAAGAAGCUAGAGGCAACUGUUAUAGGAUUGCAAAAGAGCAACAAGAAUAUCGAAACACAACUUGCACUCCUAAUUGAUGAUCAACUUCAAAAGCCUCGAAGCAACUUCCUGAGAAACAUAAUAAAAAAUUCAAAGAAGGAGGAAGUAAAUGUCAUCUUGACUAGGAUAGGAGUAGCCAAAAGUUUCCCGAGCAUGAAAAAAAUAAGAAGAGAAGAAGGAAGUUGACUAUCCAUCCCUCUUCUUAAAUCUUAUAGAAGCUUUUGGAGGAGCAAAAAUGGUAAUGCCAAUAUUGGAGAAGAUGAUUUCAACAAAACAUCUUAAGGAAAAACGGGAGAUCUCUAUGAAAGAAGAUGACAGGGUCGAAGAGAAGGAGACCACAAUCAAGAAAAAUCGUUGGGGGGUGUUCAGAAUUCGUCCUAGUCAAUGAAGUAAAGAAAGAUCAGAGGCACAUCAUCAUCACAUGUCUCAUGGAUGACCAUCACAUAGAAAAAGGUCUAGUUGACAUUGGCUCAAGUGCAACAUUCUACCAAUGUGCAAAUAUGAAGAGAUGGGACUAACCAACAUGGAGUACGCCAACGUUGAAAUCAUGCUAGCCAAAAAUACCCAUUGCAAAGCUCCUGGGAUUGUUCCUGACCUAAGAACCCUAGUUGGUAAGUUGUUCUUCCCUGACUACCUCGUGAUCCAAAUGGAGAUAAGCAAUGGAGAAGUAACCUUACACGUGGGAAAGCUUCUAUACAAAGUAUAAAGGCCAAUCAAGAAG